Cynoglossus semilaevis (tongue sole) is the source of this 1663-nucleotide messenger RNA. RefSeq names its product asparaginyl-tRNA synthetase 2, mitochondrial (gene nars2). Lineage: Eukaryota; Metazoa; Chordata; Actinopteri; Pleuronectiformes; Cynoglossidae. The coding region runs from base 143 to 1609 and encodes 488 amino acids. Gene Ontology annotation, cellular component: mitochondrion. The record is from RefSeq and is a predicted model, not a curated record. The transcript has 15 exons. Gene Ontology annotation, biological process: asparaginyl-tRNA aminoacylation. Gene Ontology annotation, molecular function: asparagine-tRNA ligase activity; ATP binding; nucleic acid binding.
AAGUGAACAGCUCAACGUGAAAGUCACUGUCACUGAAGAACAUGUUUUAAAUUCUUAAAAGAAAAAAACGUGUGUUUCGUUUACUUAUACUGGUGCAGAUGUUUUUUUGUGUCUGUUAUAGUAACAGCCCCGUUUUUAAACAAUGUUUCAGACUAUAACUAAAUCAUUGUGUGUUACGACAGUGGCAGCCUCUCGGUGUUUUUGUAGAUAUCCGGGACAAUAUAAUAUCCGACAUUACUGUAAGAAAACACCCAGCAGACUGUGGGUGUCUGAAGCACUUUCAUCAUCUGAGCUGAGAGAAAAUAUCAUCAUACAGGGAUGGGUUCGGUCUGUCAGAGCUCAGAAGGCAAAUCUCUUCCUCCAUGUCACUGAUGGCAGUUGUCUGCAGCCACUGCAGAUUGUUGCUUCUUCAGAGUUGAAUGAUCCGUCACUUACAUUUGGGAGCGCUGUUGAAGUCACUGGUGUUCUUAAGAGGAGUCCACACCCCAGACAGCCAGUGGAGCUGGAAGCCCACCACAUCAAUGUAGUGGGCAAAUGCAAUCCUGUGGAGUUUCCAUUUAAAAUCAAAGACAGACACAGUCUGGAGUACAUUCGCCAGUAUCCUCAUCUCAGGUGUAGAACAAAUGCCUUCGGUUCUCUGUUAAGGAUACGAAGUGAAGCUGCCACAGCUAUUCAUUCGUACUUCAAGAAAAAUGGCUUUGUAAAUAUUCACACUCCAAUCAUCACAUCCAAUGACUGUGAAGGUGCAGGGGAGCUCUUUCAGGUGGAGCCAUCAGGACAGAAGCCAAAGGAAGAUGAAAACUUUUUUUCUGUUCCUGCUUUUCUGACAGUUUCUGGUCAGCUUCAUUUGGAAGUGAUGUCAGGAGCUUUUUCCAGAGUCUAUACAUUUGGUCCAACAUUUCGUGCAGAGAACUCCCAAAGCCGUCGCCAUCUGGCUGAGUUUUACAUGGUUGAGGCCGAAGUCUCCUUCACACAGUCCUUAGAGGAUCUCACCGAGGUCAUGGAAGACAUGUUCAAAUCUGCCACAGAGCAUGUCUUGGCUGAGUGUUCAGAGGAUGUGGACUUGUUUCACAAAUACGUGACUCCUGGACACAGGGGAACUUUAGAUGCUAUGAUGACUACGAGUUUCCCUAUUAUCACCUACAGCGAGGCUAUAGAAAUUCUGAGCCGCAGCUCUCAGAAAUUUGUCUUCCCAACAGACUGGGGCUGUGACCUUCAGACAGAACAUGAGAAGUACCUGGUGAAUCAUUGUGGCAACAUUCCAGUCUUUGUCACUGAUUAUCCAUAUGAUCUCAAGCCCUUUUACGCAAGAGACAACCAGGACCGUCCUCACCACACGGCAGCUGCAGUAGAUCUUCUUGUUCCUGGAGUGGGAGAGCUCUGCGGGGGUUCACUGAGAGAAGAGAGGCUGGAUCUGCUGAAGAACCGACUAGAACAGGUUGGAUUGGAAGAUGCCUACAGCUGGUACCUGGAUUUGAGACAGUUUGGCUCUGUCCCUCACGGUGGCUUCGGAAUGGGAUUUGAGCGAUUUUUACAGUGUAUACUUGGAGUAGACAACAUUAAAGAUGUGAUUCCUUUUCCAAGAUUUUCCAAUUCAUGUUCUCUCUAAAAUAAAUCUUUAAGAAAUGUUUGUCUGUUUUUCUAAAUACAAAAUUUAACUUUG